Miniopterus natalensis is the source of this 3492-nucleotide messenger RNA. It is a transcript of the gene NSUN7, whose product is annotated as NOP2/Sun RNA methyltransferase family member 7. The record is from RefSeq and is a predicted model, not a curated record. Gene Ontology annotation, molecular function: methyltransferase activity. NCBI's taxonomy places the organism in Eukaryota, Metazoa, Chordata, Mammalia, Chiroptera, Miniopteridae.
UGCAUUUGAACCAAACGGCCUUCGCUGGCCUCCGUCGCCGCGCCGCCGUCCAGGGGCUCCCGAGGGCGCUGUUCCAGACACCAGCCGUCGGUGUCCGCCGUGCCGCAUCUUCGUCCCCAAAACCACGGGAAACAUCCGCCCUCUGGGAGACGAUGCUUAAGGUACAAGGAAAACCAUUUUCUGGAACAUCUUAAUUGUAAUCGAUGACAGGCAAGGGGUAGACAUGCUACAGUCAAGAAAACUGCAGUUUUCGAAAGAAAACAAUACCGAGGAGCUCUCCCAACUCGCUUCCCUGGCACUGUCAGGUGACGAAGCGCCCAGCGAAAAAAGCUCAAGUGACAUCCCCGAAAAAACUGGUUACCCGGACCCCGUUUACAUUAUGGCAGCGAACAUUUUUCAGGGUAUUCGAAUCGAAAAGUCACCAGAGAAAGUCUUAAUAAAGUAUGGGAACGAACCCCUGCGGUCCUUGUCCGAGGAGUCCGAGGACGAAUCCUUUCAGCGAUUGUCCUACGAGCUGGCCUUCAGUGCCCUGAAGUAUCAAGGUAUUUUGGAAACUAUAUUAAUAGAUAGCUGUAUUUUUCCAAGUACUACAAUACCAGAUCAUUUGAGCUGUCUAAUUAUUGUGAUGCUGUAUGAUUUCCAAGAUAGAAAAUUUCAAGCUCGUCUCCUUUCUAAAAACGAAGAGUCCAUAGAGGAAGUUCAAGAAGUAGAGAACCUUCUUAACAGUUUUAAGACAAAAUUGGCUGCGGCAUUGGCAAGAUAUCGAAUCAAACAUGAUGCCCUUUCAAUUUACCACAUUCUUCCAGAAACAGUUAGGAACCAGGAGCUAAGGGCCUCCACUUUACCACUUUAUGCCUGGAUAAAUACCUCUAAAAUCAGCCCUGAAGAAGUUUAUUAUAGUUUGAAGAAAAAAGGCUACAAUAAAGUCAAAUCUGUAUUGCACAUUGGUGGUAAAGUCUUUGCUGUGGACCAACAUUGCUACGAUGUCUUAGUUUUCCCAUCUCAUCUUAAAAGUGAUCUUCUAAAUGUAGAUCUUUUCAAAGAUUAUAAACUGAUAUUUCAGGACAAAUCUCGAAGUCUUGCUGUCCAUUCUGUAAAGGCUUUAUUAAAUGUGGAUGAUGAUAUCUUAAUGGUCAAUACAGGUUCAUGGUACACAGUUGCCCAUAUGUCAAUCUUAACAAAUAAUAAUACCUCAAAAAUAUUUGUGUGUGGAGUACAGUCACAAGCUAAGCAUCCUGACCUGAAGAACCUUUUCACAAAAAUGGGAUGUAAAAACAUUGAAAUACUUCAUGAGACAUUUCUGAACAUUGAAUUGAAGGAUAAUAGAUUACAGAAAGUUAAAGUGAUUCUGCUGCUUCCUCGUUGUUCAGGACUGGGUAUUAGUAAUCCAGUAGAAUUUAUUUUAAUUGAGCAUGAAGAUACAGAUUUGCUUAAAGAUUUCUCACAAGGAGGCACAUCAGAAGAUAAACUUCAUGUUCUUGCUCAACAGCAAUAUGCACAACUAACACAUGCAAUGAAAUUUACUAAAGCUCAAGCUGUUGUUUACUGCACAUGCUCAGUUUAUCCAGAAGAAAAUGAAGCUGUUGUUAAGAAAGCACUGGAAUUUCAAGACCGUGGGACCAAAGUACAACCUUAUAGGCUUAGCCCUCCUGUCCUUCCGCUGUGCUCCUUGAAGGAAAUUCGUUUGUCUACUGAUAAAUUUUUCAGAGUGGAACCAUCUGAAAUUACCAAUGGCUGUUUUCUUUCUGUUCUAACAAGGGAGCGGGACCCAUCUGAGACAGUGUCUGUGAAAGAUGUUCUGGCCCGCGCUGCAUCGAAGGGCCUACUGGAGGGGAUUGAGCUGGGAAAAUCUUCGAAACGGGACAAGAAGAAGAAAAGAUCGAAAACUUCGUUGCCAAAAGCUCCCUCUACUGAUAGUAACGGCAUUCAAAUGAAAAUUGCUGAGUUCCUGAGUAGAGAAACUAAUGCAAAUGCUAAUCGGUCACAGGUAGCAACAACAAAAACCUCUCUCACACAGAAAAGCACAAUUCAAGUGGGUUCUUCCUCACAGGUCAGAAAACCCAGCAAGCCUGCCACCAAUCCCUUAGUGCCCACGUUUAGGAAGAACACAUCUGCCUCCAGGCCAUGUGAACGUCCCACAAACCUCGUAAGACCUCGCCCCGAAGGCAGGAUGGUUGUACUGAAACCUGUAGAGAUUGUUUUGCCUCCAGUAGCGUUCCCGUUUUCAACUCCCCAAGAAAUCAGACCUCAGAUACCAACUUACCAUUUCUACUAUCGCUGGAUUACACCCAAGACUGUUGUGCCCGGCUACCUUUCCACAUCAUCAAUAUCCAGAAAAGGAGAGAAGCCUAAAGAAAACUUACCUUCCUCCCUACUCAGACAUCGUCGACCAUGGCUUUGACUGUCUUGUGUGUGUGUGGUUGUUUUACAGGGGUCAAGAGCAGUUGAUUUUUUUCAAAGUCUGAUAUUUCUCUGAAGGUUAGACAUUCCUACACAAGAUACUCAUCCUUUCGGUUACUUAGUAUCUUCUAAAUGUGAUAUUACCUUCAAGAGAAUUAAGACAAGUGAGAAACAAUAAUGUAGGCAGUUAAGCAAAGCAAAAUUCAGAGAUUUCAACAGCUCAGUGCUGAUCUGCUCUAGAAUGUCUACCUGUAGACUCAGUAUCAGCUGUUAGAACUUGUCUCACCCUUAUUAACUUACAGUGUGGGCUUAGGACAACUACUUUAAAAGAAAGCUGCAACCAUGUGUUCCUGCCUUAUUAACAAGCUUUUCUCCAAACUUAAUUUGUGAGGCAAUUUAUUAGGAAGCCCAGGUGUGGAAAAGAUGCUGGCCCUCUCUCACUGACUUAAGAUGAUUGCUCUUCAGUGUCUAGUCAGUCAUAGUUUAACAUUUUCAGUCACUAUCGAGGUUCAUUUUUUUCUUAAGUAGCAAAACAUUGUUUAAGCAGGGGAUGAUGUGAGUUUUGUAAUGUGACUGCGGUUGGGUAUGAGUAGGAAGAACAGGAAGCUCCAAAGUUCCAGGUGUGGGUAGUUCAGAUGUCCACUUAGAGUGAAAAUUGUUUCUCACUGGAAGAGCUUCCAGGAUCCUGAGCAGAUCGAACAUAAUCAGCCCCCCCCUUCUACUUAUGCCAAGUGCUAUUGUAAAAAAAGUGACUGUAAGCAAAUUUCCAUCUAAAUAGUAAUGAUUUUGAGCAAGAGGCAAACUGUUGAAUGUAAGUGAUACCUAAUGUUGAAGAAACCCAUAACAUUUCUGAUUCUAUUCAAAGAUCAAAUAUUGAAAUCUACGAGUCAUUUCAAAUGGCACACAGUAAUCAAAUUUUGGUAAAUCAUUUCUGAUGCACAAUGAAAAUAUAUUAUAGCACUGUUAAUUAUAUUAAAAACCAAUUAAUCUUGAACGUAUCAUCAAUUGUCUACCAAGAAUUGGUAUGAUUAUCAUUUCUGGGUCUGUUGAUUCUUUUUUUCAUCAUGGUAAAAUAAAUUGCUUGACAUUAAA